Messenger RNA from Archocentrus centrarchus (flier cichlid), 2272 nucleotides. It is a transcript of the gene ppp1cab, whose product is annotated as protein phosphatase 1, catalytic subunit, alpha isozyme b. Lineage: Eukaryota; Metazoa; Chordata; Actinopteri; Cichliformes; Cichlidae. Gene Ontology annotation, cellular component: nucleus; cytoplasm. The transcript has 7 exons. The coding region runs from base 361 to 1338 and encodes 325 amino acids. Gene Ontology annotation, molecular function: protein serine/threonine phosphatase activity. The record is from RefSeq and is a predicted model, not a curated record.
CCUUUGAGCUAACGCUCGUCUAGCAAUUUUUUUUUGUCGAUGGCAUGGUGCUAGUAGCUGCCGCAAAAUAACGCAGUCGAGAAAAUACAAAUAGUUUAAACUUAAUUCGAAUGUCUAAAUGGAAUUAGUCGAUUAAUGCGGUUUGCGAAGUACAUGUCAGCCAUCACACCUUUAACAUUUCAAAACCUUUCCUCAAAUUUUGAGGUAGCCAAUUCUUCCCCAAGGUUAGCUAGCUAGCGGGCUAACGAUAGCCGAUUAACACUAAACUAGUUCAGCUAACUAUAAUUCGGCAACCAGUUAACAGCCAGUACCUCUUGAAUCCUAGGAGUUAUUAGAAGCCGACCGGAAUAGGGGCAGAACAUGGCAGAAGCCGACAAGUUGAACAUCGACUCCAUUAUACAACGUCUUCUCGAAGUGAAAGGCUCUAGACCUGGCAAAAAUGUUCAGCUGACAGAGAAUGAAAUCCGUGGUCUGUGCCUCAAAUCCCGGGAGAUCUUCCUCAGCCAGCCAAUCCUGCUUGAACUCGAGGCGCCCCUCAAGAUUUGUGGUGAUGUUCACGGGCAGUACUAUGAUCUGCUGAGGCUGUUUGAGUAUGGAGGCUUUCCGCCAGAAAGCAACUACCUGUUCCUGGGAGACUAUGUGGACAGAGGAAAGCAGUCCCUGGAGACCAUCUGUCUGUUGCUGGCUUACAAGAUCAAAUACCCAGAAAACUUUUUUCUGCUGAGAGGAAACCAUGAGUGCGCCUCUAUUAACAGAAUAUAUGGCUUCUACGAUGAGUGUAAAAGGCGAUACAACAUAAAGCUGUGGAAGACCUUCACUGACUGCUUUAACUGUUUGCCUGUUGCAGCCAUUGUUGAUGAGAAGAUCUUCUGUUGCCAUGGAGGCCUAUCACCAGACCUCCAGUCUAUGGAGCAGGUGAGAAGGGUCAUGCGUCCCACUGAUGUUCCUGACCAGGGCCUCCUCUGCGACCUGCUCUGGGCAGACCCAGAUAAAGAUGUGCUGGGCUGGGGUGAGAACGACCGCGGUGUCUCCUUCACUUUUGGUGCAGAUGUGGUCACAAAGUUCCUCCACAAACAUGACAUGGACCUAAUUUGUCGAGCCCAUCAGGUGGUUGAAGAUGGAUACGAAUUCUUUGCAAAGAGGCAGCUGGUGACUCUGUUCUCAGCCCCAAACUACUGUGGGGAGUUUGACAAUGCUGGAGCUAUGAUGAGCGUAGAUGAGACCCUCAUGUGCUCAUUCCAGAUCCUCAAACCUGCCGACAAGAAGCUGUUUUAUGGUGGUGGAGGGGGUGUGGGUUCUGGUCGCCCAGUCACUCCUCCCAGGAAAGCUAAGAAAUGACACCAGUAGUUUGCCCUUGACCCUUGUCCUGCCCUCUCUACCUCUCUUCUCCUUUCUUUCACCAAACAGCCAGAAAUCAAACCUAUACCCAGGGCUUUUAUUUCCUUUUUUAUCUGUACUUCUUAAAACUUUUAAUGUUACAGACUGUCUGAGUGAGUGUGCGCGUGUGCAGGCUACAAAUGUCUGUGGGUGAGCAUUAAAAUCAUGUGUGCACGUGUAUAUUCUGUGUGAGAAUAUUAGAGAUUUAUAUGCCCCCUCCCUAAACCCUCUUUCUCUGACCACUCUUCCCACUGAAAGGCUGAAACCACGUUGUCUGUACAGUAAUUUGACUGAAAUGACAGGGGUUGGGAGACGGUGGGAGAUUUCUGAUGUAAUGAAUUUGGCAGAAAACUCCUGCUAACAGAUGGUGUGUAUGAGUACUUGUGGAGGGGGGGAUUUUUUUUUUUUUUUUUUUUAAUUUUUUUUUUUUUUUUCCCUGUCCUCUGUACUGUAAAAUCGAAAACACAGGUGUGUGCAUGUGUGUGCAUGCUGUGUCUUGCCUGUUGGAGUAUGAUCACAGUAUGCUUGAACAGGGUGGAGUUUGUCACCUUAUAAGAGCAAGCACACUUUUACACACAUACCCACACACGUGCAUAUGACUCUUCAGAUUCAUAUGAGCCAGAGCUGUAAAAAAACAAAACAAAAAAAAACAUACAGUUUAGGUUUGUACAGAUUUGAUUACUUGAAAGAUUUUUUUGUGAAUUCGUUUUGUAGUCUUUCAUCAAGUUGACCAAUAAAGCGAGAAUCUGAGCUGUACUGCCUCGGUCAUUUUUAUUGUAAUCCAGUAUCUGUUACAGUGUACCUCUGGAAGCUCCCUUUGCAUCUGAAUGGAGAGAAAACUAUGACUUUUAAUGUCAAACAUGAUAAAUGCAUGUAUAAAACCACUUUUUCCAAA